AUGGAGAAGAACUUAUGUUCCCCUAUUCAUCUGGGGGCUAAAUUACCUCCCCCCUGCGACUGGAAUGAACUAUGGCAGUUAGGCAGUUGUCAGACUUACUUUUGGCUGGCUUAUUCGAAAGCGUCCGCCGGGCUGGCGGAAGCCAGCAAACAUUUCAACUGGUGGGGAACAGAGAACACCUGUGACUGGAAAGGGUGUGCAUAUCUUUCUGUACCCAACGGCAGAAGGUUUGGCAUGUAUAAUCCCAUGUAG
Molecule: messenger RNA, 252 nt
Organism: Penicillium robsamsonii
Lineage: Eukaryota; Fungi; Ascomycota; Eurotiomycetes; Eurotiales; Aspergillaceae
Product: Oligopeptide transporter OPT superfamily
Exons: 3
Coding region: 1-252 (83 amino acids)
Source: RefSeq, a predicted model, not a curated record